AUGGCCUUGCGUGGAGAUGAGCCUGAGAUUAUGAACUUAAGAGAAUGGGAUCGAAGAUCUCGAUUAAUCCGCGAAAACCCGACUUCUAGAAGGUUCUCUGCUUCAUACAUUGGAAGCUUCCGAGAAGAUCAUCACAAGUCUUCUUUUAGAACAAACUUGAACAACAUCUCUAGUACUGCCUCUUCUCCUGGCUACACUCUCAAAGAAGAGAUUGACCCAUCAACAUAUUCCUUCACCAAUGCACUCAAGGCGUUACAAGCAAAGACAAUGUACAAUAACAGAGAAUGGUUAACACAAGAAGGGUUUGCUUUGAAUUCGAAGUGGAACGAAGCAGAGAAAUAUAUCUGUAAUCCAUUGUCUGGACAAGUUCCAAUGGAGUGUUUGUCUUAUAAAACAUUAAGUGCAAGAUCUUUCAGAAACUUAUCCACCAUGUCUGCUCCUCUUCAUCAGUUCCCUAAUCCAUUGAUGAAUAUUGGUCAAAACAAACCCAGUAAUAAUCCUAGUGUUAGAGUCAUUCACGAGGAUCUUUAUGCUCCUGAUCCUGUUCUUGUUCAAGCAGAGAAGAAAGUUGUGGGGCUGAAAAGAGAUGUGGGUAUUCAGAGUACGUCGGUGGAUCUUAGCUCCGGUAGCCCAAGUCCGGCAAAGACGCCUCCGAUCAUGGAACGGUCGCUGAAACGACACGUGGAAGAUAAUGAUUCGCAGGUGGAUUUCAAUCUCAAAUUGGAAGGUCAACAAGAGGUAUAUUAA
This is a messenger RNA of Arabis nemorensis, 747 nucleotides long. Lineage: Eukaryota; Viridiplantae; Streptophyta; Magnoliopsida; Brassicales; Brassicaceae. The record is from the annotation of a GenBank genome assembly.